AUGUUACCCAGCCUCCUCUUUGCUAGCCAACGACACAGCUUCAAUGCUCUCUCCUUACGAAAUAUGCAGGCAUUCUCUUUGCCCAUCAGCUCUCAAUCUCCUCAAGUCGGUACGAUUUUAAUACUGACUGCCAUAGAACUAGGUAUUGACAUUCCAAUCACUGUUAACACUAUAUAUGAGGCUGAUAUUGAUAUUCUGAACCUUCCGGUGGAUCAAAUAGCCGAGCAGACGUCUGUUUCGUUUCGCCGCCUUUACACAAGCCUUCUCUCCAUACAGAGGCAGAACGUGGUUAAGUUUAUAGUUCGACCGACGCUGCGUAGUCUUCGUCUCAGUACUAGCAGUCACGUUUCGUCGUCACAGAGAACCAUCUUACAUUACAUAUGCCACGGGUUAGACUCGCAAUCGACCGUAGGCUCUAUUCUGUUAUAUGAUGACGGUCCAGACACUGCUACUAUCAGACAAAAGAAAAUUCAGUUAGUAUCAAUCGACGAUGUGCUUCGUAUUGUCGGAGAUCAUGCACUUCUGGUCUUGGAUUGCAAUUAUGCCGGAUCCAUAAUUAACACCAUUAGAAAAUUAGAUAUACUAGACAAUGACAACAUCUUAGUGAUUGGGGCAACAAGCAGUAAUGAGCGUUUGCCCCUCUGGCUGAGUUCACUAAACUGCUAUCCAGCGGACGUUUUUACACAAUGCCUACUGAACCCCGUUAAGAUGUAUAUUUUCUCAUACAUACGAAAGAUAUAUAUGUUUACUUCGUCCCCGUGCACAUAUGAACAAUGCGAAUCUGUUUAUACAUAUCUUCAGGAAUCCGGUAAACGGGACUUCCUUAACAACAUAAAUAAAAUAUUGAAGCUCCUCUGUGAAGCAAUUGCAUGGAGCUCACUUCCCCGUGAUACAUUUAAUAUGAUAUACAGACAGGAUAAGUGUGUCAGUACACUUUACACUGGGUUUAUCCUCGCCCAGCGCAUCAUGAAGGAUCUGCGAAUAACGGCUCAAUCUCUCCCUUCCUUACCUGAUACAACCGCUCAUCGAUUCUGGGACGUCUUUGACACCAUUUUUAACGCUAACUUAUCGAGUGUCUAUACAAGUAAUGCAAAGCUAAUGAACUUGGGUGUAUUAACGUUCUACUUCGAGCAGCAAACAGUCAAGGAUGCGAAGAAAAGGUCUCUAGCUAGACAGGACUCACAAGCGUCAUCAGUUCUAACGAUAAAGUCUCUAGAAAAGUACAGAGCACAGAUCUCAGCCAAGCUAGGGGUCAAUGAGAGUCUCGACCAAAGCUCAGUGGCAAGUACCAAGCUGAACCUCCGUGGGCACUCUAAGACCUCGUCUAUUUCGUCAACAGCCAAUCAAUCAUUCAUUAAGAAGAGAGCAAUGGACCCAACAUCCAACUUGAUGGUGUCGUUCCUGCAGGACCAGCUGCGGACCUUUGAGCUCUGGCUCCUGGACGCACAUCCAUCAACUGAAAUUCCUGAUGUUUUGCCAUUUGUAAUAAUUAGUAUUAAGAUACAGCAACUGCGUAGCAAGGCUUUGGACCUGAUUGUGCACUUUAUCGACAUGGGUCCAUGGUGCCUUCGGGCCACCUUAGAAUUACGAUUGCUCCAGAUAGUUUUGCAUGGCGUUCACACGUUUCAGGAGUGCGAAUCUGACCAGUUCCGUUGCAUUCUGAUAGUUUGUAAGAUUGUAACAGCGAAUUAUUCUACAAUACCACUUAUUAUUAACAUCGCGAAAAGGCGUAGUGGAAGUGGGGUGGCAGCCAACAAAGGGAACAUCGAGGACGUUCUUUGCAACCUUUUAUUGCAGAGUACAACAUCUACCGACAUGAGGAUCUUAUGCCUGAUAAUCUUGACCUGUCUCACAACUGACCAAGCUGUUCUCGAGGCGCGUCUUCGUCACACAUCAGCAGUCACCACUUCAUUAAGCACACGUGAGACUCCUUCUGCAGAAUCGCGUUCCAAAGUGCCAUUACACACCGGACUCAACUCCAAUGUGACAGCUGUUUGUAAGGCCAGCUCUGCAACCCUAACAAACGGGUUUGGCUUUUAUAUGCCACAGAAUACUCAAGGGGACGAUCCUCGCAUCAUUUCUGAGUGUUGCACAAUAAUGCGCGAAAGUUUAAUGCAGAAGAAUAUGCUCGAGGCACUUGCUAUUCUAGUCCAUUCGGCAUCAGAACACAUUAAGCUUUGGAGUCUUCUUCUGCUCUCAGAACUUAUGCACAACCUGACGACAACAGUCACAGAUACUAGAAAGCUACGAUCAAACAGACUAUCAAGCCCCUCCCUUCAUACCUACACUAAAACAAUCCCUACUUCAAAUAGCAUGGUGAUUGCGACUAGCUCAUCAAACCUUCUUAGCUCGUCAACAAAGCUGUUCUCUUUGACAUUUGUGCCGGAUCAAGUAGAGGAAGCUGUAGAGCCAUUGCUCACUGCUGACGAAUUGAUAUCAUCUGCACAUGAUAACUUCAAGCAGCCAGAAUCCGUAGUUGCUUAUGGAAGUAACUAUGGGAAGAUCCGCGAUAUCUAUGGCAUCCUUAUGAAGCUCUUUGAGCCAUCCAUGACAGCAGAAAUACGUGCAGCCGCUAUCUCUGUUGUCACCUCGUCUCUACCUGUUGUGGAUUUGAUUUCAAUCAUUGCCUGUCAUCGGGUUGUUGAUGUAUUUUAUCCGGGCGACUCGGAGUCAGAAACUUGGAACGAAAGCUUUUUGGCAGGGUCUGAUAAGAGCAUCAACUUGAAUCCCCCAGAUAUUAUACUCAAUAUUUCUAAGCUCUGCAUAUAUGACGUAAGUCCUUUAGUCAGACAUGAAGCCCUAUGCUGCAUUGCGCGUGUUAUCCCCCUGUACUUUCAAAGUUUCCUUGCUCUAGCAACAAGUGACUUAAUAGUGGCAUAUGAUAUGUAUUCUAACGCAUAUGUGAAGAUAUUUAACGGAUUCCAGACUCAUCAAGUCAACCCUAUUAUUCACACUACAUAUAGCACACUUAAGCAAGCAAUGUAUGAUCCUGUGUCGAUUAUCUCCAUUAGAGCACGGCAUCUCUUUGAUGGAGUGUCGUCUCUCGCUCUGUGCUUGUUAUUGCAAACAACGCCGAUGACAAAUGACUUCUUCCACAUCAAUUGCAAGGAUUACCUUGAAAAAAGAUUUUCUGCUAAUAGGCUUAGUACAGAGGCUGAGAUAUUAAACGCUGUUAGGGAAGUAUUUAAUGAUAGGAGCAUGCAGCGAGUUAGGCUAAUUAUACAGAAGCUCAGUCUUGUUCGCAAUCUCUCAGAGAAACAGAUCAAACAUAUCCUAGCCGCAGCUCUGCGCUCUUCCUCAGCGUGUUAUAACCACUUGGAGUCAUCACCUCUAACUAGCGUUAAGAUUAAUGGAGUCUGCAUAGAUACUGCUGCAAUCACCUUGAAAACAACCGAAGCACAAGGUCUGUCUAUGAGCCAAUUUUCCAAGAACCCUGGAACCUCUCAAUCUGCAAAAUCAUAUCCGGCAGGAACGACGGAAAGCGCUGAAACGUCUGAGAAUUCCUUUGUAACGACUUCUAUAAAACAACGGAAAGCAUUCAAUUUUGAUAGCAACUCAGAUCAAUCUGACAUUUCUAUAAGUGACAUUAAUAAUACAUUAGUUGCUACUGAGCCAGAAUCAAAGGACACAUCAGAUGUAACCGAGUGUAAUAUGCACGAAUUGGAGUUUUUCAAAGAGAAGUUCUUAUUACUACAACAGCUAGAUGCCGUGUGGCUAGAGCUGGCAAUCCGCAUUUGCAUGCCUCAGAUAGUGGCGUCGAUUUACAAUUGUGCAUCUGUUAUUCUUACUCUCUCCAGAAACAGCAUUCGUUUUCCCUCUAUAUGUUUUAACAUAGAGGCUGCUGCUUCUGUCGCGGCGCAGAAAGUUCACCGGUCAAUGAAGAUGUGUCCUGUACAUUCACUCCUAUCCAUCAAUGAUCGUGGAGCCAGCUAUUAUAGAAUGCACGAUGCAUGCUGUCCUUGUGGGCGAUCUGCCCUUGCCAGCCUGCCAUUUUUCUUGCGGGAUUAUGUCAUCUCUCCGUCAAGUACAAAGUGUCUGGACUUUAACCCACAGGUUUCUCUAUCUCUACUAUCUCUUGAUAAGGUUAAGGACCUUGCAGGAUCGCCUAGGCUAUCUAUUGGGCAAUGUAGCAGUAGUAGUCGUUCAGAAAUGAUUUCCUCGACAUCGAUACACUAUCAGCAUUCUGUAUCCGUUAUGCUGGAUCCUCUGCAAUUUAAUUCUAUGAAUAUGGAAGAAAGGAUUAUCAGAAAGGAACGCAUUUUCAAUAGCACUGAGAAUAUCUCUUCACCUGCCGCAAUAUCUCAAGAGAAAGACGCCGUUCAGAGCCCGUGGCCAUCCCUGUUUGAUCUUGAAGUAAGAAAACUCUCAGAAUUCGACCAUGCUCGUUUACGCUCUUACUUUCACUUUGUUCUCACCUAUCUUAAAAGCUGCAGCAAGAGAAAGACUACUCUGAAGCCAGAAGCGCCCGAAACGCAAUCUACGCCACAACUAGAAACUAUGCUGGUAACAGAGGUUCUUCCUCCAGGAGUACCACCAAGAGAAUACUCUGUUCUCCACGCGAGCAUUCAUGGAGUAUCAUUCAGCUCUUACAUGCCAAGCAUUUGUGAAGGAUACCUAUGCGCUGUGAAAACAAACCGUAGCGAUAUACGGCGUCUUUCUCCGUCCACGCCCGUAGUAUUUACUGGAAGUGGACUUGGACCCACAGUUUCACGAGAACAGGAGCAUCUCAAUACCUUAAGCAGUGAUAAGUCGAAUGUGUUUUCACUGAUGUCACAACGCCGAAAAAAUACCAGUUAUCUGGGAAAUGACAUCGCAUCCUUUUCUAAAAUCCAAACGCUGAGAGACCAUGACCUUUUAAAAAGUGAAAAAUAUUCUUCUUGGGAUAAUAAAAAAGGCAAUCUUUUUGUCCGUCCCAUACAACUUUUUGAGGAAUUGGCAAAGAGCACCGGCAAGGCUGACUUCAAUGACUUGCAACACCAGGUGGACAAAUUUGAACGCAUGCAUGUGAUAGACCACUAUUGCCAUUUCUGUCGCAAUGCAGCGAUGGCUAGUCCUCUCCUCACAUACUGUAUGGACGCUAUGCGCAUAUGGAGCAGGAGCAACCUCCAGUUUCCUACCAGCUCCUCUAGAUUUACUAUUACAAGGUUUACUAUUACAAGGGAUGUUAAUCCUCUGGGAGUACGAAUUAUGCAGGAUAACGAAAAGGUCAACAGAGCAGAUAGGAGCUCAACUAGUACAUCACCAGCGAAAAGAAACAUCAAGGAAUUGAAAAGCAAAUCCUCUGGCUCACCCUUGAAAACCGCAUCUACCAGUGCCACUUUGCCUUCACACGACUUUGUUCGGUUCAAAUUGCAAACGGCUGCAUCACCAUUCCCAUAUCUUGAAUCGUUGGCGUAUUGUGAGAUAUCGCAGGCAUACUUUGGAGACGAACUAAUAGUUCCUAUGGAGGAGAUUUAUUUUGGUUACCUCGUUCCAUACGUAUGUUCUCUCGCUCUACACGCCUUGUUCUUUGAUUUCUCAAACUACCUUAUGAUAUCUCUUAAUAGCAUAGAGCAAUCUCCUAUUCUACGUUACACCCAACAAAAUAGGACAUCGCUUUUUACAACUGAUAACAACUCUUCACUUAUAUGGACUAGGAACAACUUUCUAAUGGAGAUGCAUAAUAGAAUCACUGCUACAAUCAAUGAUAUUGACUAUGAUCGGUUAUCUGAGAGUCUAAGCAAGGUUCGAUUCUUAAAGCUAUCUGACAACCAGAUAGGGAUGAAAUCAGCUCUUCUAUCUCAGAAGUCAAUUAGCUCCAACAUUCAGCCAUUAACAAUAAACAGUGAUGGCUCCUUUCAGAUACUUCCAAAGUCCUCGCCCAACAGUCAAAGCAAUGCACAGGAACUAAAGCCCGGAGAAGGAGCAGACAACACCAUUAUAAAGUUGGCCACAGAGUCUGUCCCGGAGGGGUUAUUUGUAAUGGAGAUGCUUCCAAAAGUUGAUUCUGCGCACAGCAUAGGCAGCGAAACUAUUCCAAUGAUUAGUUUGAGGCAGAUAAAUGCUCCCUCUCAGGCAACCUCGCGAACGAGUUUCCCAGAUGCGGAAAGCAAUAACAGCUGCACUGCUAUGACUGAAGUUGAUCUUCUAAGACAACUUCACACAAUGUAUCCCGAGCAAAGAGAUCACCUUAGCUCUAGAUUUGCUCCUGUGAAGAAGGCACGUGAAGUACGUGACGUUCUAAAGAGGCGAGUAGGUGAUAACGGGGCGUUCUAUUUCGCAGAAUACAAAUCCAGUGGAGGGGCACGCUGCUCAGAAAAGUCAGCCCUAUUGUUAAAAAAGGUCAACUCUAUUUCUCAUUGCACUGGCGCAAUUAAAAGUGCUGUAUUUCAUCGAAAUGAGACGAUUCUGCUUACGAAUAACGGAUCUACCUGUUGCGUUUGGAACACCACGACCGGAGAGCUCUUGAAUAAGCUACCACUUGAUCUAAUAUUGGACGUCCAGCCUACGUCUUGGCCCGGCGGGGGGAUAAUAUCAGGCCACCUGCAUACCCCAAUGCUUGCUUUCCCACAAGGUCCGCAAGCGUAUAAUAUGAUGAACUGGGCGACGGAUAAUUGCACAGCCCUUGAGCCAAUUAUCUUAGCUAAUAUGCUCGAAGCAGAUGCAGCAUCUCUUGAGUGUCCCCACUGCUGCAUUCUCAAUACAUCAAGGUCGUUAGACUAUAGUGUCCUGAAAAGCUUCUCUUCACAACUGCUGAAGAUUUUAUACAAGCAAGGCUCUGCUUCGGCAAGAGACUUUGAUCCGAAGCUACUAAGAAAGCUUUUCCCAGACAUGGACGAUGACGAAGAGGCUGUGCCACUGGAGAAUAAGACUAGCGCAUACUCUAAGAUGACCGAGCUCAUCAGAGAGCAAAGAAGCCCAUAUUCUAUGGAAAAUAGAUCUGCUUGGCUUGGAGACAUAGUCCUUCUGAACCAGCAUACUCCUCAUAGCGUGGUGGCUAUUGCUGCAGCAGAUUGUACCGUUAGAAUUCUUACAAACUAUCAUGACACGUCUCUUUGCAGACACACGUCCGCGUUCAACGUAGGAACACCUUCUUCAGAGCCACUAUACUCGUCUACAAGGCUGCAAAAGUGUCCAUAUGCAAUAGCCGAGUUUUAUAGACAUAAGUUCAAUGCAGACAUGAGCUCUCCUGAUAUUGUUCUUAAUCAUCAUAAGAAGCAAUACAUUAUCGCCCGUAGCAAGAUAUGCAACGCGUUAUUCCAUGAAAAGAAGAAGCCAGACGAACCUGGAUCUGCCAGGCGAGUUGGUGAGUGGACAUACACCCCCGUGCUGCCCAAUAACAUCCCCAUCCUUAGAGGACAUUCAGACCUUCUAGAGAUGCACACCACAGCACCACACAUUGUGACUGCCAUUCGGGGCGGGACAGAGGUCAGCUACAUAGAUCUCAUGCACGAGUCCAAGUACCUGACACUUAGGCCUGCCCACCUUGUCGAUAAUGUAGUACCUUUGUGCUCAGGCAUAUUGAGCUGUGGAGUGCUGACAUAUGGAUCUAAAGAAUACUCCAUAUUUGAUGCCAGAAGCAAUAAUUCAGUUAUGACCGGUAAGGUCCCGGAGGUCAUCAAUGGUGGUGCAUUGUAUGACAAUACCCUUUUCUUGUCAACGGCAUCUGGCAGACUCUUGUCCAAGGACACUGCCACCGAUACUGUACUGAAGCAGUACUCUAUACCCAGCUCCAGGACAGUUAACUUUCACAAUACUGGGCUAUUUUCGUGCGUAGAAGAUACGCCCUUGAGCCCUGGUAACACAGAAUCAGCGAAUAUUCUCACGUAUAACAUCACUUUUGGACAUGUUUCAGGAGUGUGUCUAGGUGAAAUGUCAUACAAAGCGCCCAUACAGACAGAACCUCAGUGCAUUGCAUUCCACCCGCGAGCCCCAUUGAUCGCUAUUCCAGAGCUUUCUCGGAUUUCUCUAUGGUCCCUGUAG
Messenger RNA from Giardia duodenalis, 7962 nucleotides. RefSeq lists its product as uncharacterized. The transcript has a single exon. Gene Ontology annotation, biological process: cellular response to amino acid stimulus; positive regulation of protein serine/threonine kinase activity; TOR signaling. Gene Ontology annotation, cellular component: cytoplasm; TORC1 complex. The record is from RefSeq and is a predicted model, not a curated record. Gene Ontology annotation, molecular function: protein-macromolecule adaptor activity. Bases 1 to 7962 code for a protein of 2653 amino acids. Lineage: Eukaryota; Fornicata; Diplomonadida; Hexamitidae.